Messenger RNA from Coregonus clupeaformis (lake whitefish), 1777 nucleotides. RefSeq names its product diacylglycerol O-acyltransferase 2. The transcript has 8 exons. NCBI's taxonomy places the organism in Eukaryota, Metazoa, Chordata, Actinopteri, Salmoniformes, Salmonidae. Gene Ontology annotation, molecular function: diacylglycerol O-acyltransferase activity. The record is from RefSeq and is a predicted model, not a curated record. Gene Ontology annotation, biological process: triglyceride biosynthetic process. Gene Ontology annotation, cellular component: endoplasmic reticulum membrane. The coding region runs from base 345 to 1325 and encodes 326 amino acids.
GCGGUUUGACUGUUGAUCCGGAAACUCACAGAGGAACAUAAUCUUACACUCCGAGAUGUGUUCUCGUAAAUAGAUUAUCUUGAGUUACUAUUAACGAUAAUAUUAUUGUUAAUAUAGUAACUUGUUUUUCUGUCAAUGGUUAAACAUAUUAGACACACUAAUGAUAGCUCGUUAGUGUGUCAAGGUGUUGGGGGAGUGGAAGUGAUUGUUAUUUGCAGUAUCUGCAGCCCAACUUGAACUGUGAUUGAAGUAGCCUACGUCCAUGCAGGGUUUAGGUCUACCAGGCUACUCCGGACAGUCGCCCUGUGAACAAUUGAGGGGAAAUUACAGAAAAGGUUGCAGGGAUGAAGCAGGAAAAGACUCGAUUGAAGGAUUUCCUAGAGAAUAUCAGUGUCCUGCAAUGGAUACUGACCUUCCUCUUAUUAGGUCUGGCUUGUAUUGGGUUGAUGGUGUACCUUAUGUUUACCUCUCUGUGGCCACUGCCUGCUCUCUACUUCAUAUGGCAGUUGAAGGACUGGCACACACCUGAAAGAGGGGGCAGGAGAAUUGCAUUUGUGAGAAACUGGAAAAUGUGGAAGCACGUUAGGGAUUACUUCCCAAUGAAGUUGGUGAAGACAGCGGAGUUGAACCCAAACAAGAACUACAUCUUAGGGUGUCAUCCUCAUGGGGUCAUGAGUAUGGGAGCCUUUACCUCUUUCAGCACUGAGGCCUGUGGCUUUAUGGACCUCUUCCCUGGGGUGCGCUCCUGUCUGUGCAUACUAGGUGGCAUCUUCAAGGUCCCCCUCUACAGGGAAUAUGCCAUGGCCAUAGGUUGUUAUCCAGUCAGCAAGCCCAGUCUAGAGCACCUUCUGUCUAAAAGUGGGAAAGGUAAUGCGGUAGUGAUUGUGAUAGGGGGCGCUGCUGAGUCUCUGCUGAGUCUGCCUGGGGUCAAUACUGUGUUUAUGAAGCAGAGGAAAGGCUUCGUCCGGGUGGCCCUGGAGUUUGGGGCUGACCUGGUGCCCGUCUACUCGUAUGGGGAGAACAAUAUCUUCCGCCAGGUGAUCUUCUCACAGGACAGUGUGGGCUGGAGGUUGCAGCAACUCUUUAAGAAGCUCAUGGGCUUUGCCCCCUGUCUGUUCGUGGGUGAAUGCUGGUUCUGGAUGCCUUACCACUGCCCUGUCACCAUUGUCGUGGGUAGUCCUAUCCCAGUGCCAAAGCGGCCAUCCCCCACUCAGGAGGAAGUGGAUCACUACCAUGGCCUCUACAUGGAGGCCCUGGCCAAGCUCUUCCAUGGACACAAGGCCAGCUGUGGACUCUCAGACAGCCACGAGCUGCGGAUCAUAUAGGCCAGUCAUUUAGACUGCUCCCACAAGGACUAUGUGAAUGACGUGAUUUGUCAUGGUGUCCUUCUUUGCCUAUCAGUCAGAUACUGUAGCCAACCAAUCUCCACAGUGAGACUACUUGAAUGAACGUAUUCCAACUCAGGAUCCAGCGAUGUCCCAAUCAUUGAUCACUGGAUCCACCAAGUUGCCUGGCUAAUAUAAGGGAACAGUGCAUGUGCUUUAAUGUAGCAAUAAUUUAACCAUGAAUCUGAGCACCUCUAAAGGCGCCCGCAUGCUUCCCAGCCGAAACAGUUUGGAAGAGUUUGUGCAUAUAUUAAGAUGACAUUUUGAUGUUUUGUUCAUUUUGGACUUCGGUAAGUUUUUUUCCCGGUUUUUCGGGUACACAAAACAUUUUCUGGAGGCAAGCCGAAGUCGGUAGCCAAAGUCUACGCCCCUUCGUCGGUGAUUAGUCAACA